GUAACAGAUGGCAGCCCAAGUUGCUUCUUCUUCUUGCUUCUAAUUUGUAUGAUCUGUUUGCAGAACUCUUGGAAACUCUGCAUAAAUUUGAAAACUCAACCAGUCGUCACACAUCUCCGCUCUAAACGGAAAUGGCGGCAGCCAUGGUUGCAUUACACUCGCCAAAACCAACCCUGCUGCAGAGCCCAUCAUCAUCUUCUUCAUCACUGAAUGAGUUAACUCCCAGCUUCUAUCUCGGGUCGCCAUUAAAGGGCAUCUCUUUACAGGCGCAACCCAUAAGAGGCGGAGGGAGGAGACGCCGUGUUGGGUCGGCAGCGAUCUCCGCCGUUUCCGGAAGCUCUGCCGCAAAGAGCGGCGGCGGUGGUGAUGGAGGGAGGUUUUAUAUUAAUUUUACUGGAUUCCCUUUCCCUCUGGGGCCGUUCCUCAACCGGGUCACCAUUAGGACUGAGGUGGUGAAAGACUCUAUAUGGUUGUUUGAACAGGAACAAGCACUUGGCUUCAUCAGUGUCUCAACUAACAUCAGAAUGACUGUAAUCAAACUUAAAUCGGGCAGGUUAUGGAUUCACGCACCAAUUGCUCCAACUAAGGAGUGCAUCCAGCUUGUGAAAGAGUUGGGAUAUCCCGUGGAAUAUAUUGUGUUGCCUACAUUUGCAUAUGAACACAAAAUAUUCGUUGGCCCAUUCUCCAGAAAGUUUCCACGUGCUCAAGUAUGGGUGGCUCCAAGGCAAUGGAGUUGGCCUUUAAAUCUUCCGCUUGAGUUUUUUGGGAUAUUCAAUGCCAAACCCUUACAAGAUGGAGACCUGUCCACUCCGUGGGCUGAUGAAAUUGAGCAGAAAGUUCUUAGUUCUCCAGAAGUUGGUAUUGGACCUUAUGUGGAGGUGGCAUUCUAUCAUAAGCGUUCACAGACACUAUUAGUGACAGAUGCUGUAAUAUUUGUUCCUAGGAGUCCUCCUGAGUGUAUUAGCAAGGAGUCUCUACUCAAAUCUGCAAAGAAUGGUGUGGCUGUCAAAAUCCUCAGUAAGGGGAAGCAAGUCCCAGAUGAGCCUAUUGUCGACACCAAGAUGAACCGGCAGAAAGGAUGGGAAAGGAUGGUUCUUCAGAUACUGUUCCUGGGACCGUCAAAUCUUCUAGAGCCAAACACUAGCUUUGCUCAAGUAUCACAGAAACUUAUUGUUUCACCCAUUGUGAAGACAUUGGUAUUCAGCAAAGUUCCUGAGAAGGUUAGAGAUUGGGUGGACAGCAUAGUGCAUGACUGGAGGUUCAAGAGAAUAAUCUCAGCUCAUUUCUCCGCGCCGAUCAAUGCAAGGGGAUCAGACUUGUUAGCCGCGUUUGCGUUCCUAGACGAUCUGCUAGGUGCCCCAAGGAGACCGAUGUCUUUCUCCCUUUUCUUGACAUCACUGUUAGGGAAAGCAUCAAGCUAUUUUCCUCCCGAUGAUAUGAGGACUCUGUCAUCCCUUGAUGACUUCUUGGUCUCCAUUGGAGCUGUUAAGAGAACCAUCUCUGGCCGAAAACAAUGAUUCACUGUGUUGUACAUUUUUACCCAAAAUGCAAAACAAUUCCUCCCUGUGAAUUUACAUUGAUAAUGGAGCAGUUUGUUUAGUGAAAAAAAAAAGCUAGGGGGACACUAAGCUUGUGCCCUAACUUGCACACUUAUGUGUCAUUGACAUACACAUAUAACAAUUGUUGUAUGUGUGUGCGUAAUAUAUUUGGUGUGCAAGACGGGGCACGAAUUCGGUAAACGAGAAAUAACUUGCUGAAGUUAGA
This is a messenger RNA of Cuscuta campestris, 1764 nucleotides long. Lineage: Eukaryota; Viridiplantae; Streptophyta; Magnoliopsida; Solanales; Convolvulaceae. The record is from the annotation of a GenBank genome assembly.